AUGUCGGGCAUUCAAGUCAAGAAUGAGCCUAUGCCCGCCUCUUUGGCGUCUGGCUCCACAAACGGUCACGCCAAACGCCCCGCCAAGCCCAGCAUUUUCAGCGACAGCGACGCAAGCUCCGACGACGAUGACAAGCCUCUCGCAAAGAGGCCCAAAGUAGAAGACAGCGAUCUCUCGAGCGACAGUGAUGCCCCUCUUACCGCAGUCACAUCCCAGAAUGGCGUCAAGAAGCGUAGCGGCAGCAGCCAGGACGACGACGAAGAUUCCUCGGACUCCGAUUCGGAUGCACCACUCACCGCCGUCGUGAAGAAGAACAACGACAGUGACGACAAUGAUGACGACGACGAGGAAGAGGACGACGAUGAGGAUGGCGAUGGCAACGGCGACGACGACGAUGACGAUGAUGAUGAUGACGAUAAACCGUUGAGUCGGACAUCCAAGGCGAAUCGAAAGCCUCCUAAGACAAUGUCCAUCACCGGCUCGGGCGAAAAGAAGUGGGACGUGCUCGUCCACAAGGGUCCUCGGUUCCCUGAUCCAUAUCAGCCGUUGCCCAGGGACGUCAAACUCAAGUACGACGGAAGGCCUGUCGAUCUGCCGUGGCAGACUGAAGAGGUCGCCAUGUUUUAUGCCGUCAAGCUCGAAACUCAGCAUGCACAGAACGCCAUCUUCAACCGCAACUUCUUCGACGACUUCAAGGCGGAUCUCAAAAAGUAUCCGCCUAGAGACGGCACGCAGAUCAAGUCGUUCGACAAGCUCGACUUUCGCGAUAUGUACAACUACUGGCGCAGUCUCAGGGACGCCGAGCUCGAACGAAAGAAGGCUUUGGCUCCCUCGGCACGCAAGCGCGAGAUCGAAGAGCGCAAGGUCGAGGAAUCCAAGUGGAAGAUCUGCCUCGUCGAUGGCGUCGAGCAGCGCGUCGGCAACUUCAACGUAGAGCCGCCUGGUCUCUUCCUAGGACGCGGCGCCCAUCCCAAAGCGGGCAAGGUCAAGCGACGCAUCCAUCCCGGCGACAUCACCAUCAACCACAGCGCAAAACACCCAGCUCCUCACCCUCCCGCAGGCAUGGGCGACUGGGCCGAAGUGGUUGAGAAGAAGGACGUCACCUGGCUCGCCUACUGGAAGGAGAACAUCAACGGACAAUUCAAGUACGUCUUCCUCGACGCCACCUCCAACUUCAAGACCAACUCGGAUCGCGAAAAGUUCGAAAAGGCGCGAAAGCUCGACACGGUGGUCAAACAGAUCCGACGUGACGUCAACAAGAACCUCAAGUCCAAGGUGCGCCACGAGCGACAGAUCGCCACCAUCGUCUGGCUCAUCGACAACUUUUCGCUCCGUGCCGGUAACGAGAAGGGCGAAGACGAGGCCGAGACGUACGGUGUCUGUUCACUGCGCUGCGAGCACGCCCAGAUCAAGAUGCCAGACACCAUCCACCUCGAAUUUCUCGGAAAGGACUCGAUGAAGUUCGAGGAAGAUCUCAAGAUCACCAACCCGGACGUCUUCAAGAACAUCGCCAUGUUCCUCAAGACCAACGGCAUGAAGGACGCGUCGGGUAACUUUGUACGCAAGAAGCCCUCGGAUCCCAUCUUCUGCGCGCCCGAGAGCGGCUCCGGAGGCGGCAAGAUGCAGCCGCUCCAGCCCGGCUCGGUCAACCAGUUCUUGUCAAAGUACAUGAAGGGCUUGAGUGCCAAGGUCUUCCGUACCUACAAUGCCUCGGUCACGUUCCAAGGUUUGCUCGAGCAGACCGAAGAGUGGCUCAAGUCGCGAUCCAACAAAGCCGAGCGCGAGAUCAACCAGACCAAUCUGCGCCUGGCCUACAACGAAGCCAAUCGACAGGUGGCCAUCCUGUGCAACCAUCAAAAGACGGUCAAUCCCAUGUUGCUCAACCGCAACCUCGAGCGCACUCAGGACAAGAUCUUCCAGAUCCGAUACGAGAUCAUGAAGGAGCAGCAAAAGAUCCUCACGUUCCACAAGAUCGGCGAGCUCAAGAAGGAAUACAAGCCGAAAGAGUUCCCGUUCAUGAAGCAAUUCGACAAGAUCAUGCAAAAGCAAGAGCUAGAUGCGGAAAAGGUCAAGCAGUACGAGGAGCAGAUGAUCACGGACAAGAAGUCCAAGCUCGAGUCGACAUUCAAGCGUCAGCAGUCCGAGCUGCAGUAUCAGUUGGAGCAGAAGGGUCUCACCGGCGACGAUGGAUCGCCGAAAAAGGGCAAGAAGGCCAAGAACGUCGAGGAGGAGGUGCGAUCGUCGAUCAAGGGGUACAAGGACAAGAAGCAGGUGGACGAGGAGCUCAAGUCGCUCAACGAGACGGCCAAGCGACUGGAGAAGGAACGCAAGAGCAACAAGUCGCAUGCGACCAGCUGCAACUUUGCCAGCUCGGCCAAGAAGAUCCUUAGCAAGUAUGAGAUGAUCAAGAAGCAGGAGGCGGAGCUGGUCAACAAGAACAACACGUCGGAUGUGGCGCUGGGCACGUCCAAGCUCAACUACAUCGACCCGCGUAUCACGCUCGCCUGGCUGAAGGAGUGGGACGACCGUCUCAUCGAUCUCGGACAGGGCAAGGGCGCACCGAAGAAGAAGGUCAAGAAGGAGGAGGAGGAGGAGGACGUCAAGUCCAAGAAGGGCAAGGGCGCAGCUGGCAAGAAAGGAGCGGCAAAGACGGGUCUCGCCAACUCGACGGGCGACAGCGAAAAGAUGGAGUUGGGAUUGCAGGUGAUGAACAUCGGCCAGUUCUUCGCCAAUUCGCUGCAGAAGAAGUUCAAGUGGGCGGCUUCGGGCGACGACGGGCGCGACAUCUCGGCCAAGUGGGUGUUUGUCAAGGACGCCCAAUCCAAGAUGCGCAAGCUCGACUCUGCCGAACGCAAGGGCCAGAACGGCGGCUCGUUUGCGGCCAUGACGGACGCGGCGGAUUCAAAGGAAGCUGCGCCCACAGCCAAUGGAACUCUGAAGAAGCAGACGGCUGCGGAUCGGAAGAUGAGCAAGCCUCUGAAGGCGGUGGACAAGGCGGAAGAGAGCGACGACGAUCUGAGCAGCGAUAGCGACAGCAGCGACGACGACGACAAGCCGCUCGCCGCUGUUAGGUGA
This is a messenger RNA of Pseudozyma hubeiensis SY62, 3075 nucleotides long. Its product is annotated as topoisomerase I. The transcript has a single exon. NCBI's taxonomy places the organism in Eukaryota, Fungi, Basidiomycota, Ustilaginomycetes, Ustilaginales, Ustilaginaceae. Gene Ontology annotation, molecular function: DNA binding; DNA topoisomerase type I (single strand cut, ATP-independent) activity. The record is from RefSeq and is a predicted model, not a curated record. The coding region runs from base 1 to 3075 and encodes 1024 amino acids. Gene Ontology annotation, biological process: DNA topological change; chromosome segregation; DNA replication. Gene Ontology annotation, cellular component: nucleolus; chromosome.